AUGGACACGGCGGCGGCGGCGCUUCAUGUUGUGACCCUCUUGGGGGCUUCGCCGAUGAGUGUGGCAGGUUUGUCCCUCGUCGUCGCCACUCCACCAAAUCCCCCUGGGGAUCUCCCCUGCCCGAUCCACCCAACCGGCCUCCACCUUCCCCUCGACCCAUUCCACGCUCGGGUUCAAACCCCGCCGGAUCUUCGCCGGAGCAGAAGCUCCCUGACCAGCCCCGGUUCUCCCGCAGCUCUGUCCGAGCCGCCACCCCGUCGUCCUUCGUCCUCGCAGUCGCCUUCGUCCACGACCACAGGAGCUCCUCCCGAGUGGGAGCGCUUGCGCCCGAGGCCCCAGCUGGCCCAAGCUCCUCCUCCAACCAGAACCCCAGCACCAGCAGCAGCGCCCUCUUGCAGACUGCUGCCUCGUCAGCUCCGCCGCUGCGACCAGUUCCAGCACUUCUACAGCAGCCGCCAUGAAUGGCCUCUUCAGGAGCUCCCAUCGCCGCGCCAUGUCGCCGUUCCUCUGCUUCGUUGCCGCGGGAGGGCGAGCAGCCGCCGCCCGCCAAGGAGCCAGGGCCGCCGCCUCCUUCAGUUCGUCAAGCCAUCGUUCAAGUUCGUUCGGCCCCGAUCUGGACCGGAUCUCCUCUGCUCCGCCGCCCAUCCGCCGAAUCCGCCACGUUUCGGCCUGUUCCCGCCGACCCCGUCGCCAGGACCCCCUACCGUCGUCUUCUCCAUCGCCAUGGUCCUGCUGCUGUUUCUGUUCUUCAGAAACGAGAGCAGCAGCGGCUCGCUCGUCCCGAGCGUUGACCGCGCCCCCAGCGCCUGGGCCGCGUGCCGCGAGCCGGCCCUGCAGUCGCAUCCAGCUGGCUCUGCCUGUCCCAAACCUCUCCACCGGCUGGGCCUUGGCCCAUGGUUAGCCCCCCCCCAGAUCCAGCGCCUAGUCAGUUUCGGCCUGUUCGUUAUUUUUUUCUGCCGAACGAAUUUGCUAAUUAUCCAGGGAAAACUGUUUUACAGAAAAGUCCCUCUACAUCAUGCAUAUAAUAACUCCAUAACCGUGCAUCGGAAUUAAACAAACUAUAUAUGUAAAAUGCUUAGAUUUCCAUGUACUUUCAUAAUUUGCAACUUUCAUCCAUGUUAAAAUGUUUAAACUUGAUGUUUGCAUUCAUUUGCAUAAAUGACAUGUUAAAAUUAUUUAUUUCAUAACUAAUUAACCGUAGCUCCAAAUUAAAUAAACUCUAUAUGUAAAUGGGGUAGAAAAAUGUAUAGAUUAACAUGGUGGCGUUAUUUUCCAUGUUUAAUAACUCUAAAAUUGUGUAUAGAGCAGAACAGUACCAAAUCAAAAAUAUGCACAUGGGGAUUUUCCGGAAUUAUUGUUUGUUGUUUCGGGCCUCAUUUAAAUUGCUUAGAUAGAUAGAUGAAUUAUGCUUCAUGUCUUGCCAUGUUAACCAACAUUUGAUAUUGAUGAGUAGCUUAAACGAGAGUGAACUAAAUACUUGAAUGUGGUGUUUCGUCAAUAUGCAAAGAGUAUGCAACUCGUUGCAUAUUGAGCUCCACUUAAUUGUAGUAUUUGAUUGUUUCACUUUGACAUGCCAUGACUCACUAAUCCGUACAUGCAUCAUACUUGAUUGUGCAUCAUGCCAUGCUUAUGCUAGCGUGUUUACCGUGUUUUUUCUUUUCUUUCCGGUUGUGCUUCUUCUCGAUAAUUCCGGUUACGUUGCGAUUGUGAGGAUUCGUUCGACUACGUUGGUUCGUCUACUUCAUGGAUUCGGUCUUCUUUCUAGUGGGAUUUCAGGCAAGAUGACCAUUAUCUUGGAUAACACUACUAUCUUUGCUUGCUAGUUGUCUCGAUGCUAUCGCUAUGUCCCGCUACCUACCACUUGUUUAUCAAACAUCCCAAAUUGUCAUGAUAAGCCUCUAACCUUUUCCACCAUCCUAGCAAACCAUUGUUUGACUAUGUUACCGCUUGCUCAGCCCCUCUUAUAGCGUUGCUAGUUGCAGAUGUACUGCAGGUUGUUUCAUGUUGGCACAUGUAUAUCAUGGGAUAUCACAAUAUCUCUUAUUUAAUUAAUGCAUCUAUAUACUUGGUAAA
Molecule: messenger RNA, 2073 nt
Organism: Aegilops tauschii subsp. strangulata
Lineage: Eukaryota; Viridiplantae; Streptophyta; Magnoliopsida; Poales; Poaceae
Source: RefSeq, a predicted model, not a curated record